UCAGUGUCAAACAGACAAGCGAAUAUUAUUUUGGGUGUAUUUUGGUUUCAAAAUCUGUGAUGUUUUAUUAGGGUGGGACCUUCCAUAGUUUUAUUUUUUAUUGAUAAUAUGCUAUAAACUCGAGGGUGUGAUCAAGAUGAGUUACUUGACAGUCGAUGGUCCGAAACCAUCCACUAGUUCAGAUAAAAAUUUGAACGAGGCUGACAAUGAAGACCUCGAGGUGGAUAACUCGAAAAGUGUAUUGCAUAAGAUAGCAAACCUAUACGCAGAACAAUUGAUGAGUGAUCUAGUUUUAGAAGUGGGAGGUGUGGGAUAUCCAGCACAUAGACUGAUACUAUGUGCUAGUAGUGAGGUGUUUCAGGUGAUGCUAAUGAACAGAGAGUGGAGCGAGUGGCGCGAGAGUCGGAUAGUGUUACAGGAAACACCCACUGCUGCAUCUGUAUUCCCACAUUUUCUUAAGUACUUCUAUACAGGACAAAUUAAAAUAUCCUAUCAGACAGUGUUACCUGUUUUGUCAUUAGGCGAUAAGUACAAUGUUAAGGAUUUGGUUUCGCUGUGUUUGGAGUAUAUGUCCCAACAUAUUGCUCUGGCGGCAAAACGCGGUCAACUCAUCGCGUGGAUGCAGUACACUAUGGCGUGUGGCCAUAAUGAUGUCGCGAAGGAAUGCCAGAACUUCGUGAAGUGGAACAUGGAGUGGGUGUGGGCUAACGCGGAGCUGGCGGAGCUGGAGGACGACACGCUGCUGCUGCUGCUGCAGCAGAGCGACCUCGUGCUGCACAACGAGAUGACGCUCUUCCGUUUCGUGGUAAAAUGGUUGGACAAACAGAAAGAGAGAUUGAAUUUCAGCGAGGCAAGUGAGAGCGAAUGCAAGAUGCACUGGGAUUCUUUGGUCACUACUAUGUUCUCUCAUGUUCGGUUUCCAAUGAUGUGUCCAAACCAAUUGGCCAAACUGCUCCUGUGUCCUCUCACACAGGAACACAAGGAAUUCUUCAUGGAGAGAAUGGCUAUUGCUAUGAGUUAUCAGUCUGGGCAAACAGAACGCAUAUCCGAGAUCCAACAAACGGAAAGCGGACGGAUGGUCUUCACUCCUCGUCUCUACACAGAAGACAUAUGGGGUUCGAUUCUCGGCGUGGACUAUUUCCACACACUGCCCAGUUAUCACACGAGGACAUUUAUAUUCUCGACCAGGCCGAGUGUAGCGGACUGUGGAUCUGAUAAACUGCACGAGUGGACGGUGGACUUGCAUCCGAAAGGGGUUUGGUUCCAGAAGAGCAUGCUGAUCGUGUGGUCGGGGACUUAUGAUGUGAGUUUUUUAACCGACUUCAAAAAAAGGAGGAGGUUAUCAAAUCGGCCGGUCCCAGAGGUGGUGUUACGUACUGUGCGUAUCUCAAUCACUUGCCAGAGUUGUUCUCAGCAAACCAAUGAAUAUGACGAAGCGUAUGAACCUGAUGUUAGAGUAAAGAUCGGCAUACUAGUGUGGGGAGUACAAAAUGGCGUAGAACAUGUAGCGUCCGUUGUUGAAAGAGUGCAUAGAUUUUCAGCACAGAAUCGGGUACUAAAUAUAGAUGGUGCUCUUGACUUCGAUGAAUUAAACACUCCGCUCUACACUCCAACCGCUAUCUCGCCUUCCUGGAAAGUGAAUGGUCGCUGCGCUAAGUGCACAGACAACUGCGAGUUGCCAGAGCCCAAACAUCUUUUGGGACCAAAUAGAGAUCAGCUGAGGAUACAAGUAGUAAUAGUGCCACUAACGGACUUCUGUCACGUGUCCGUGCACGAUGGACCACGCGGAUGACCGCAUCGCCCCAUCUCGCUCGCACACACCGCGUGCGACAGAGACGGCGAUACUGACAAAUAGUGACAUUACUGAAAUAUUGUUUUGUAAAACUUUCGGCAUUGGAAAAUGGAGGAUAAAUACAUGGAAUGAUUGUACUUGUUUGACGAAAUGUAUUGUGUUUUGAAGAUGCAAAUAAAAUUGUAUAGAAUGUGAUUUUUUUUGACGUGGAAAAAGCUGUGUCAAUUUGACGUUUGACAAUCGAUGUCAGUUGUGUUUGGAUCGGUUACAGAUCUCAACAAAAUCGUAUUAUUUUGUUUUGUAAAGUUUUGGUUUGUAUAAUAUUCUUUAAAAUAAAACACAGGCAAUGUAACCAAGCAUAAUGUAAAAAUAUUUUUUCUUGCAAUGUUUAGCGACUUAUAAAUUAUAAUCUGAUAGCGAAACGAAGCGAGACUUAGAAAGAGUGCUCACUAAAUGUUUGUCUUUAUUUUCAAAAUGGUGUUCAGUUUUAUAAUUCGUACUGAAUAUUUGUAAUUUAAUUUCUAAAGUACGUCAAAAAAUUAUUAUAUCGGCUAGUUUUUUUUAGUAAAACAACCUAUAUCUUAUUUAACCUUAAUAUUGUAAUCUAACAUUUGUUGGAUUUGAGAAUAUGCAAUAAGUUCUUAAAUGUGUCGUUAUUUAGUUUUUCUAUUAAAACUUUCUAU
Colias croceus (clouded yellow) is the source of this 2475-nucleotide messenger RNA. It is a transcript of the gene Tango10, whose product is annotated as BTB/POZ domain-containing protein 17. NCBI's taxonomy places the organism in Eukaryota, Metazoa, Arthropoda, Insecta, Lepidoptera, Pieridae. Bases 137 to 1792 code for a protein of 551 amino acids. Gene Ontology annotation, molecular function: protein binding. The transcript has 14 exons. The record is from RefSeq and is a predicted model, not a curated record.